Messenger RNA from Prionailurus viverrinus (fishing cat), 1086 nucleotides. RefSeq names its product G protein-coupled receptor 3 (gene GPR3). Bases 54 to 1046 code for a protein of 330 amino acids. The transcript has 2 exons. Gene Ontology annotation, biological process: G protein-coupled receptor signaling pathway. The record is from RefSeq and is a predicted model, not a curated record. Gene Ontology annotation, cellular component: membrane. NCBI's taxonomy places the organism in Eukaryota, Metazoa, Chordata, Mammalia, Carnivora, Felidae. Gene Ontology annotation, molecular function: G protein-coupled receptor activity.
UGGAGGCGAGCGCUCACGGCCAUCUGGUGGUCACCUGGGGAACUGCAGGUACCAUGAUGUGGGGUGCAGGCAGCCCCCUGGCCUGGCUCUCUGCUGGCUCAGGAAACGUGAAUGUGAGCAGCGUGGGCUCAGCAGAGGGGCCCACAGGCCCAGGCGCACCGCUACCCUCACCCAAGGCCUGGGAUGUGGUGCUGUGCAUCUCAGGCACCCUGGUGUCCUGUGAGAAUGCGCUGGUGGUGGCCAUCAUUGUGGGCACUCCCACCUUCCGCGCCCCCAUGUUCCUGCUGGUGGGCAGCCUGGCCGUGGCCGACCUGCUGGCAGGCCUGGGCCUGGUCCUGCACUUUGCUGCUGUGUUCUGCAUUGGCUCUGCGGAGAUGAGCCUGGUGCUGGUUGGCGUGCUGGCGAUGGCCUUCACCGCCAGUGUCGGCGGCCUACUCGCCAUCACCGUCGAUCGCUACCUUUCUCUGUACAAUGCCCUCACCUACUAUUCAGAGACAACGGUGACUCGGACUUAUGUGAUGCUGGCCCUAGUGUGGGGGGGCGCCCUGGGUCUGGGGCUGCUGCCUGUGCUGGCCUGGAACUGUCUGGAUGCCCAGGCCACCUGUGGCGUGGUAUAUCCACUCUCCAAGAACCAUCUGGUGGUCCUGGCCAUUGCCUUCUUCAUGGUGUUUGGCAUCAUGUUGCAGCUCUAUGCCCAGAUCUGCCGCAUCGUCUGCCGCCAUGCCCAGCAGAUUGCCCUCCAGCGGCAUCUGCUGCCCACCUCCCACUACGUGGCCACCCGAAAAGGCAUCGCCACACUGGCCGUGGUGCUUGGCGCCUUUGCUGCCUGUUGGCUGCCCUUCACUGUCUACUGCCUGCUGGGCGAUGCCCAUUCCCCACCCCUCUACACCUAUCUCACCCUGCUCCCUGCGACCUAUAACUCCAUGAUCAACCCCAUCAUCUACGCCUUCCGCAACCAGGACGUGCAGAAGGUGCUGUGGGCCAUCUGCUGCUGUUGUUCCUCUUCCAAGAUCCCCUUCCGAUCCCGUUCCCCCAGUGAUGUCUAGUCAUAUCUUGGUGACCCUUCAGCCCUGAUCACUACAGAAU